Molecule: messenger RNA, 1935 nt
Organism: Lottia gigantea (owl limpet)
Lineage: Eukaryota; Metazoa; Mollusca; Gastropoda; Lottiidae
Exons: 10
Coding region: 1-1935 (644 amino acids)
Biological process (GO): response to oxidative stress
Molecular function (GO): peroxidase activity; heme binding
Source: RefSeq, a predicted model, not a curated record
AUGAAAUCAACUGGUCUUGGUUAUGGCAUGGGAACACAAUUUUAUUACAAUUUAUCUGGAUUGGUACAGGAUAAUCCAGCUCCAAGACGAUUCUCUCUUCAUCAAAAACAACCAUCCUUCCACCAAGAACCAUUCUUCCCGCAGGGACAUCCUUUCCAACAACAAGGUUUUGGCUUGAACCAGGAUGUUCAUCAAAUGCCAAGGACUCCAUUCCCUCAUCAUCUUUUCAAAAGACAAGCUCCAGUCGAUCCAGAAUAUUUCAACCAGGAAGCUUUCAGCAAAGAUUUCUUAGGGAGUAAAGAUUUUCCCAGUGAAAGUGGUUUCUCUCAAGACUUUGGAUCUGAUUUUCAAGGAGGCUUCGGAGACCAGUGUUCUGAUAAACCAGUAAAGUGCAGCUCUACCAAGAGAUAUCGAGAUUACAAUGGGCUGUGUAAUAACAUCAAUAACCCUUACUGGGGAUCUACCAUGCAACCUUUAAACAGAAUGUUAGCACCAAACUAUAUGGACAAUGCCAAUGGUGGAGAUUUGAAAUGCUGUGAUGGUGUUUCUUUAACUAAUAGAUUUCCAUUGCAUGAUCAUGUUUUCAAAGGUGGACCAUGUUAUCCAAUUUACAUUCCUGAUGGCGACCGACAUUUCUCUAGAUCCUGUAUGAAUUUUGUACGAUCUCAGGCCCACGCUAAAAGACAAGCUUGUAAGCAAGGUCCCCGAGAACAGAUGAAUAUAGUUACAUCCUUCCUUGAUGCAUCAGCCAUUUACUCAGCUAAAGAUUCUGGAGCUAACGAUCUCAGAUCAAAACAAAGAGGAAGACUGAGAACACAGCAGUACGACCUUUUACCUACAGAUGAACAAAAUAAGGAUUGUGUUAAAGAUACUGAUGUCGAAUCUUGUUUCAAAUCAGGUGAAAAACGAGUUAACGAACACCCAGGCUUAGCAACCCUCCACACUAUGUUCCACAGGGAACAUAACCGAAUCUGUGGUUGGUUAUCCCGUUAUAAUCCUCAUUGGGGUGACGAGAGAGUCUACCAAGAAGCCAGGAAGAUCAGCGGUGCCAUGCUCCAACACAUUACUUACAGUGAAUGGUUACCCAUUCUGCUUGGAAACAACUAUAUGUCUCAAUAUGGUCUUCAUGUUGAUUCAGCUGCAUCCUUUGAUGGCUUUGGGCCACGAAAUUGGUAUUAUGAUGAUAAGCAAAAUCCUAGAAUCAUAAAUGCUUUCGCUGCUGCUGCUUUCAGAAUAGGUCACACCUUGAUUCCAAGAAGAUUUACUAUUGGUAAUGAACGGAUUGAACUAAGAAAAUUAUUCAAUAGACCCAAAUUUUUAUACCAACAAGAAGGUCUUGGAGUUGGUAUGGUUGGUGAAGGUUUAGUUGAUGAUGCUCUUCAAUUUCCCGAUCGAUUCAUCAACAUUGAAUUAACUGAUCAUCUUUUUGAAGAUUUGAAUAAUAAAAGUAUGGAUCUUGCCUCGUUGAACAUCAACCGAGGUAGAGAUCAUGGUUUGCCUCCAUAUAAUGAAUUCAGAGAUUAUUGUGGUUUGGCAAAGUUUACUGGAUUCAAUGAAAUGAAAGAUGGAAAUGUCUUUGCUUCUGUCUAUAGGCAUGUUGAUGAUAUAGAUUUAUUCUCUGGUGGAAUAGCUGAAUCAUCUGUAUCUGAUGGUCUUGCUGGACCAACCCUAGGAUGUAUCAUCGCUACCCAAUUUAGAGCAAUCAAGUAUGGUGACAGAUAUUGGUAUGAAAAUCCCGAUUCUACCCUUGGAUUUACACGCAAUCAACUACGUGAGAUAAAGAGAGUUACUAUGGCUAGAAUGAUGUGUGAUGAUACCAAUGUUAACGUCAUGCAACCUAAAGCUUUUAUUCAACCUUCUUUCAAUAAUCCAAAGGUAGCCUGUAACCAGAUCCCAGCUAUGGAUUUCUCUCAUUGGGCUGAAGUGCAGAAAUAG